Molecule: messenger RNA, 1085 nt
Organism: Colletotrichum phormii
Lineage: Eukaryota; Fungi; Ascomycota; Sordariomycetes; Glomerellales; Glomerellaceae
Exons: 4
Coding region: 35-994 (319 amino acids)
Source: RefSeq, a predicted model, not a curated record
GAAGUGCUAAGCUCAACCAGAGCUCGCUACCGACAUGUCUUUCGGCUGGUCCGCCGGAGACAUCGUCGCAGCCCUUCAAUUGCUGAACAAGGUUCGCAACGCCCUGAAAGACUCCGGGGGCUCCAAGACUGAUUAUCAGGAUGCCACGGCAUUUCUUGACACUUUUUCGGCUACACUCUCGUCUCUAAAAGAUAUCCAGGAGACAUCACCGCUCACAGAGCUUCCGAAAAGCAUCAGCGAUCAUGUUGAGCGUCUACGGAAAGAGAUCGAUCAGUUUCUACAACUACAAAAUGACUAUGGGGGCUCCCUUGGUCCGUUUCCAACAUCCAGCCCGUUUAAGAGUCAAACACGGAAAAUACAAUACGCGACCUCAAAGAAGGUCCAGAGUCUGCGUGCAAAGAUCGGCCCAGAGCUGUCAACGCUACAGAUCAAGUUGCUGUAUCACAUUUUACUUGUUUGUUCCCAAUUUCCAUCCGUCAUCCAGCGUCAGGUGAAACAUGACAGCAAGGCGGCGUUAGACCUCCACGGCAAAGAGCAAGACAUUGGAGCCAUCCUACAGACGAUCGAGUCCCAAGGAGAAAAGUUGGAUGCCUUUCUUGAGGCGAUUUCAAGUUUUCUCUUCUUUCUCGAGGCCGUACAGACCGAUGUUCAAGCUCAGAGGUGGGUACCCUUAUUUCAACGAGAUACCUGGGCAGCAGCGGUUCGUCUUACUCAAUGUACAAUGACUGCAACUCGCCCUGAUCCGGAUCAAUUGUGGUCAGUACUACAGAACAGUCAGCAAAUCGCGCUUGGUCUGCUUGGUAUCUUGAGAGCUGUGAUAUGCCUACUUUCGUUGGCUAUGAUGGCAGGGUACCGAAAGGCCAUCGUCCCUUUUUCCAAGCGACUGACGCUCAUGCUUGUUCAACCUUCAACGCGCGGGAUUAAACUCAUCGAUGCCUUGGGGCGAAGGGCAACUCUACCGUAUGAUUGCGGUAGAUCUUGGGAUGACACCUAAAUGAGACUUUUGAGAAAACAAUUCAGCUGUGGUUCCGCGACUGCCCAGGCGAGGAUCUCCUUCAGAAGGGAAUGUACUGUGUUGCCGAUAC